GACAUUAUUGUUGAUUUUGGUGACACUGUUCGUAAUAUUUGUACUGAAUUAAUUUAACACUGGUAUUGUUUAUUCCCUCUAGCUAUAAUCUCUCGGUGACCCAGCUUUGAUCGGGUUCGAAAUUCAUAAAAAUAUAAACACUGCUAAAAGGGGAAAAUGGCGGGGGCUUUGAAAUAUAUGUCAGAUCAUGAGAAUCGAUUGCAAAGAUUUAAGUCGAAUCUUUUGUAUAUCUUCGAUAAGUAUGAAAACUGUGAAGACGACGAUACAGAAAUAGACCUGCGUGAUCUUUCUUUGCAUCGAGGACGAAAACAAUUUAUUAGAAGCAAAACCAAGGGGUUUGGACACAGCAAACUUAAGAGUACACCAAGAGAGGGGAACCUAAAUCUAGAGGACCAUGGACAGAAUAAUAUCCCUGUCAUUGAUUACAGACAACAGACAGGGGAUAGACAGAGAGAUGACCUACAGGCUACAUAUGUUGUGUCAAGGUCAGAUGAUCUGUGGAAUUCUCAUAGAAACCAACCUGUCCCACUGAAUUAUGAUGAGCCAGAUUGCUUGGAUCCCCGACAGAGAAUAGAUGUGGAUCCUAGUGAUGUUGAUCCCAGGGAAGUCGACCAUUUCUCAGACGACAGCUCCAGGAUACAGUGCCUCAAUGAGACAUACAAGGAUGUCUUGUCCUUGUUUGGUCCAGAUGAGGAGGAGGAAAUCAGUGAUGCAGAAACAUUGACCACUUCCUCAGACAGUGAGGAAAGUUUGGAUGAGGACUUUGAGGACCUGACUUACAACCUGAGCUCAUCAGAGGAGUCAGACAAAGACCAGACUUGCAGGCCAAGGGAGAUGAGAAGGGGUUACCAUGGGGAUUUACAAAGCAGUCCAAGAAUGGAGUCUUAUUUCGCAUCCUCAGAGGACAGCUCUGGUUAUCAUAGCUCAGAAAUCCAGUCCAGUCUAAUCAAAAGAAGCCAAAUCCACAAACAGUACCGCCAACCUGAAACCAACAUCAGCUACCGGCAGAUUCACAACCACUUCCUGUCUGGUGACGCAGGCUUAGUGAGCAUGAAACGCCCCAAUUACCGUCAACAAAUUCAGAACCUGUACAAGUCAAGUAGCAGAGAAAAUUCAGGGAAGUCUGAUAGUGACCUUGAAAAGAAACAAAGGGGAAGAAUUUCUCUGUGCUUAGAUGAAUUUGAAGCUUCAUUUAAAAUGUCUCAGAGUAUGAUGACAAAUGGAGCUUCAGAAUAUUGCAGUCAACCAGAACUUAAAGUAGGAACUCCGGGACUGAGCAAUCAGCCUAUGUCUUCCAUUGAAAAGGUUACAAAGUGGAUUUUGCCACCUCAGGAAGGGGGUGGAAUAGACAGAUACACUGUGAAGGCCAAGCGGAAACUUUCCAUUCAGAAAGUGCCAGAAUCAAGUGCAGAGAGUUUCAAUAGAGAGAGCGAGCUAUCUUCAAUUGUGUCUAGUUCUUGUGGAAAUUCUACCAUCACCACAGAGAACUUAUUACACCAAAAUCAGAUGAGGAAUACUGAGUUUGAUCAAGAAAGCAUGUCAAUAGGAUGUAACAGUGUCCAUUGUUUUUGUCAAAACAGAGGUGUUUGUAACUGUACAGAUUGUGUUAACAAGUGUGACUCAAGGCAGCCUCAGCAGUUUGGAGAUGAUGAUUGUGAUAGUGGAGAAAGUAUUUCUCAGUAUAAUGAGUUCGGAAGUAGAAGUAGGACUUCAAUGACAUUUGCUUGUCCUUCAGGGGGUAAUAAUUCAGCAUACAGUUUUCCACCUCAAGCUAUUCCACUUUCACCAAGAACAUCCACUGAAAUAUCCACAUACCGACCUCAGCCAAGAACAUUUAAUGAAAUAUCCUCAUACCAACCCCAACCAAGAACAUCCACUGAAAUAUCUACAUACCGACCUCAGCCAAGAAUAUUUACUGAAAUAUCCACAUACCAACCCCAACCUAGAACAUCCACUAAAAUAUCCGCGUCCCAACCCCAACCAAAAACCUCUUUCUUUUCUCCCAAGAGAGCUCACAGUUGCCCGUCAUCUCCACAGUCUGUUGGACUGUUUCCUGAUCCAAGCAGCUCUCCAUCUUCAUCACUGGCAAGACUUCACCUUUCCUCACCCAGAUCUUCACCCAGAGCAUCACAAAACUAUUACAGAAGACAGGCCGUGGAGGAGCACUCACCCCGCAUACAGGCAACAUGCAAUGUUCCACCGGUAUUCAAAGUUCCAAAUGCUUUUCCAUAUGAAAGAUCUCCAUCAACCAAAAGAGGUUCACAAAGAACACUGAUAGAUGAAGGGGAACGAGGACAGCAGCAGGUUGAAAGGGCUCGAGAUAAGCAUGUGAGGUCGAACUCUUGUGACAACAAGACAAAUUGUAGAUUUAGAUCUCAAUUUAAUGACGAGCCUGAUUGGAUGAAUUUUAAUGGACAGUAUCAAGUUUUCCAUAGAAAAAAUCUGGAUAGCAGUCUUUCAAGAAGAGUUUGUGGUGAAUAUCAACAAGAAGAAAUGGAAAGUGGACAACAACUGAAAACUGGCUAUCCUCUCCAGUCACUGCCCAGAGAACUUGUGUCUGUCGGAAAGUCCAAGCCUAAGUGUUUAGGAAGCUUAUUUUCACCCCAGAGGCCCAGUUUCACUCUCAAAAAUAGAGACAUGCGUAAUGAAAUGAUCUCAGAUAGGGGGGAUCACUGGAACCAAACUAGGCAAGAGCAUUCAAAGAUUUCAUCCGAGAUUCCGUGUCGCAAGAACUUACAAAGCACACCAAAGAAAAGGAACUGUGAACUUGUCCUAGACACUUCUCUUUCAACUAUUAAUCCUAAUGUAGAUAGUUCCAGUGAUGAAGAUGAAGUCAUUUUAAUUUAAGGAAUUGUUUUUCAUUCUAGUGAAAGUAUUGCAAAAUGAAAUUACUGCUGAAAUAAAUCAUGUUGAAACCAUCAGGUGUUUUUUGUUUCCUUUUAUCAUCGACUAUAAAAUGACUUUUCUUUAAUAGGCAGUAAAGCUGCCCAUCUCUAAGUGACUGUAAUCUAUAUGUUGUUAAAUACUUUUAUCCACAAUAAAAUUUCAAGGUGUCACUUACCAUUCCAAAUUAAUUGGAAGUCCGGUAUUUCAAAAAGUUUAUUGUGUAACUUAAAAUUUUUAAAGGAGGUACAUGAGUCUUUAGAAUUUUUUUUUUAAAUAGUUAAAAUGUUUUUAUCCUAACAGAAAAAUUUAAAUGAAGCUAGAGUUGUUUCCCUUAGAGCUGCAUCAAGUUUAAAUGUCCUGACAGUGUUAUAUAUAGCAACAGCAUAAACAGUUUUCAUACAAUGCCAAAAUGGACUCUCAUUUUGAAAUGACUGGGACUGUGUAGUGGCCUUCAACAGAGACAGUAAUGUGACACAAGUAAAAUUAUCAUGCUAUGGGCUGCUCCUGUUCCUCGCACUCAGACCCCACAGUUCCUCGGUCAGCAAUGAACUCUUACCCCCGCAGUCAGGGAGUUGAAACAAGGUGGAUACAGCCAGAUCAACCUAUGACCUUGCCUCCUUCUGGGCACAAUAUAAGAAACAGCAGAAAUGAAGAUAUGGUUAUAGCAGCAGCGGCAAUGAUGCAUCAUGGGGGUUAUGGACACAUGCAUGGAUUUGGUCCAAGACUGUACAACCCCAUGGAAGGAGAUUAUGGACUUCUGUGAAUAAACAACCUUUAAUAAACAUGCUUACAAGCUGAAGCAUAUUGCAAAUUACCUCAGAACAUCAUAUGUAUCAUGUUAUAUAGAAAGAUUUAUAAUACGUUACAUGGAUCAUGCAGUCACCCACAUAACUGGAAAUGGCAAUGCAUUCUUACUAAUUUGUUUCGAACAAUCAUGUGUUAUUUGCAUCAUGAAUACUGGUAGAUUUUAUUUGAUAUGAGUUGGCAAUUAUUUGAGAUUAUGUAAGUCUUAACUUUCUUUUGAUUUACCAUAUUUUUUGUUGUGGCAAUAACUGAAUGUUAUUGAAAAAUAUUUUUCAAUAUGAUAUUAUUUGCAGUAUGUGUGUGUCAAGUUUUCAACAUUGAUCAGUAUUAAAAUCAUGUUUUGACAUGAAAGAUGGAAUUCAAAAUUCAACACACAAUAUGGAAUUUAUAGAUUAACACAGUAAUUAAAUACCAAUGUGACAUGAGAAAUGAUAAAUAUUAUGAUGCUGACAACAUAUAGAGCUAUUUGAUAUAUCCAAAUCAACACCUGUACUUUAGCACAUCAAACCUUUGUUGUGAUUAAAGCCCAUUUGCUAGUAAUAUAUAUUAUAACAAUGUGUAAGGUUGACAGAACAGAAAUACCUGUCUUGUUUAUGUCAAAUUAUGUAACUGCAGUCUGACAAUCACGUGUUGUGUUAGCUAGUCUCUAAAAAAUAACGGGAAAAAUUAUAAACCAUUCCUUGAUGCAAAGCUGUCUUAUUUCUUUUACAUUUAUUUCUGUUUUCAAUGAAGAAUACUUAAAACAGUUA
This is a messenger RNA of Magallana angulata, 4439 nucleotides long. RefSeq lists its product as uncharacterized. NCBI's taxonomy places the organism in Eukaryota, Metazoa, Mollusca, Bivalvia, Ostreida, Ostreidae. Bases 157 to 2847 code for a protein of 896 amino acids. The transcript has 10 exons. The record is from RefSeq and is a predicted model, not a curated record.